AUGAAUCCAAUGCAAGGGCCACGGAGUACUGGUAGUUCAUCUACUGAAGUGAACCAGGCAGAUGGUGAAUCAAUUUAUAUCACAGAGAACAUACUGAAUCCAGCUCACAAUGAAUUUCCAAACAACAGUACACCUUCAGGACGGCCAAAUUACGCAAGUUCGAGUUCUCAUGCUGCUCAAAGUCAUCACUGGUGGAGGUUUGGGGAAUCCAGCUCCAUGUCGGGGUCUUCUGACCAGGUUAAUUCCAUUGGAAUGAAGACGAAUCAGCUGCCCCAUGAUGGUGCUCAUCACUUUGUUGGCUAUGGAUCUGAAGGAAGGCAAAUAGGUUUGAAUGGUAUGAUGGUACAUGGAGGGGUUCAAGCUGGCAGCCACAUCAGAAAUGGACCGUCUUUCUUGCGCGGUUCAAGCUCUAAUCCUAUGCCACAACAUCUAAAUAUGAGCAUGGACAUGGACAGCAAUGGCUGUGGUGCACAGACUUCCGGGGUAGUUAUCCGUCAUAAUAACUCUGGGAGUUCAUUAGGAAGCUCAAUUCAGGCCGCUGGGGAGAGCAGCAGUGGUUCAGCUUCUUCGUUUAGUAGUUGGGGUUCGUCCUGCAAAAGAAAGGCUCUUGAAGGAUCCCCUAGUCAUUCUUUUUCUGGUGAAACUCCUGACUGCGUUGUUCAGACUGAGAAUGGUGCUUCGUAUGCAGGUCUUGCUCAGUAUGGUGCUUCAAGUAGCUUAAGUUUGACUACACCAUCACAAAGUUCUCCAAAUGUUACUAAUCAUUUUGGCCGCACAGAACAAAUGUUUGGAUCUAGUGGUGGAAGAGCUGUUGCAGCCAAUGCUUUUCAUUCUACAAGAAACACUGACACCUUAUCUAGACCUGGAAGACGAUCAAAUCCCAGGCAGCCUCAGGAGGCUGUAGCAUUCAGCAUAUCACACGCUGGAAGUUCUGUGCGUCCCACUGGUUCGUUGCAGCAGAAUUUACCAUUAAACUCUCCUUUUGUAGAUCCUUUGGAUGUGAGAUCAACAUCAAUUACUAGUGGCUCGAGCACUGGUGAGAAUCAGACAAAUAUAGUCCACCUUCCUGCUUUGACCAGGAAUAUACACCAAUUUGCUUGGGAUGCUUCUUUCAGUUCGAGGGCCAGCAAUUCUUCUGGUAUUGGGAUGCCUUCAGAGCGAUUUGGACCACAGUGGGAAACACCGAGAAGCAAUCCAGAGCAGCCCAUGUUUGCACCUGCAACUGAUUUGAGAAAUCCGGUGCAUGAUCAGUCUAUUUGGAGUUUCACACGUGGAAUUCCUGGUUCAUCUACAGAUUCUCCCUUUGUUCCUCGAGCAGGGCCGAGUUCAGCCGUUCAUGCGCUGCAGCCCAAUCCCACAUGGAUUCCUCCUCAGAGUGUCCCUCCACAUAAUCCAUCGAGAACACCAGAACUUUCUCCUUGGUCUUUAUUUCCUAGUAUUGAAUCUCAACCUGCUAGUCAUGGUGCGUCUCUUCCCUUGUUGCCCACAGGUCCUUCUGUUUCCUCAAAUGAGAUGGCAAUGCCUUCUGGUUCUAAUAGCCGGAGCCAUCGCUCAAGGCAAAGAAGAUCAGGGCUGUUAUUGGAGAGACAGAAUGAUCUUCUCCAAUUGCGUCACUUAGGGAGGAGCUUAGCUGCUGACGGUGAUGGAAGGCAUCAGCUCAUCUCCGAGAUACGUCAGGUUCUGAAUGCCAUGAGAAGAGGGGAAAAUUUACAGAUUGAGGAUUACAUGGUGAUCGAUCCACUUAUCUACCAGGGUAUGACUGAAAUGCAUGAUAGGCACCGGGAAAUGCGCCUUGAUGUUGACAACAUGUCCUACGAGGAGCUAUUGGCACUUGGGGAACGCAUAGGAGAUGUGAGUACUGGGCUAAGGGAAGAGGUGAUUUUGAAAACAAUGAAACAGCACAAACAUACAUCUUCUUCUGCGGAGUUGCAUCCGGACAUAGAGCCUUGCUGUAUUUGUCAGGAAGAUUAUGCACAAGGUGAUGAUCUUGGGACCUUGGAAUGUGGUCAUGAAUUCCACAAAGACUGUAUCAAGCAAUGGAUCAUGCUCAAGAAUCUCUGCCCCAUUUGUAAGACUGUGGCAUUAACAACAUAA
Messenger RNA from Arabis nemorensis, 2094 nucleotides. The record is from the annotation of a GenBank genome assembly. Lineage: Eukaryota; Viridiplantae; Streptophyta; Magnoliopsida; Brassicales; Brassicaceae.